AUGAUCCCAGCGUUGAUCAUAGGCGUUCUCGCCUCAGCGACUCAGGCGAUUCUCGUCAACGGACCAACUGGACCUUACGCGGUUUCCAUGUCGGUGGAAGCCCUGACCGAUGACAGCAGGCUUGACCCUUACGCCCCAGUCAAUAACACGCACUCACGACGAGUUAUGACUUCGACUUUCAUGCCCGUUGAGAAGGCAAAAAACUCCUGUGAGGGCAUGGAAAGAGUGCCAUACAUGACGCCCCUCGUGGCCGCGGCCUACGAUCAGCUGGGCGUCGCUGUCGGCCUACCCAACGGCACCUUCUCUUCAUUCGAGAUGGAGUUUUGCCAGCCUAGAGCACGUUCAUGCAGGCGUCCUCCUUCGAACUUUCCGCUGGUGCUAUUCUCCCCUGGCUGGGGCAACCCACGCCUCCUCUACGGCGCGAUGGCUCGCGAGGUGGCCAGUUAUGGCUUUGCUGUCGUUACGAUCGACCACCCUUACGACCCUUCUUUUGUUGAGUUUCCUGAUGGAACCGUGUAUCAGGCUGUGAGUCUCGACACCGACAAUACUACACAGUUGGAAUCUCUCACCCAGGUUCGAGCUGACGAUGUCUCCUUUGUGCUCUCACAUCUUCAAAAGAACCCCAUUAAUGGCGUCAACCUCAAGCGCACGAUUAUGUUUGGCCACUCUUUGGGGGGCGCUACGGCGGCGGCUGCAAUGUUGCAAGAUUCGCGCAUCUUAGGUGGCAUCAAUUUGGACGGCAAGCUUCUCGAUCCCGUACUCAACGCAGGUCUCAGUCGGCCCUUUACUCUCGUUGGCCGGCCGGGACACUCGACCGAUGAUCCGACCUGGGACGUCUUCUUUCCCGCUCUGCGAGGCUCAAAAGCUCUCCUGACUGUCAGCAACACCACGCACGGGGCGUUCACAGAUUUCCCCAACCUCAUUUCUUCACUGAACCUUACUUUGCCUGAAGAAGCACGCUCUUUGUUAGAGAGCGAACUUGGGACUCUCGAGUUUGGCAGGAUUGGAAAGGUCGUUGCUGGAAUCGUUGGGGCUUUUGCUGAUUUGGUGUUGCAUAAGCGGGUUAAGUCUGUCUUCACUAAGGCGGGUGAUCCUGCUUUUCCGGAGGUUGUGGGAACCAGCAUCAACGUCUAA
Messenger RNA from Colletotrichum paranaense, 1134 nucleotides. Its product is annotated as PAF acetylhydrolase. The record is from RefSeq and is a predicted model, not a curated record. Bases 1 to 1134 code for a protein of 377 amino acids. Lineage: Eukaryota; Fungi; Ascomycota; Sordariomycetes; Glomerellales; Glomerellaceae. The transcript is spliced from 2 exons. Gene Ontology annotation, molecular function: 1-alkyl-2-acetylglycerophosphocholine esterase activity.